AUGUCUGAGAAUUUAAAUAGCCCUACUAAUACACUUGAAGAGUGUAGUGAUGAAGAUGAUUUAAAUAAUCAAAUUUAUGCAGAAAAUGAAAGUGAUCAUGAUGAACUUAGUUUUGAGCUUGAAUAUAAUAUGGAAAGUGAAACUCUUGAAGAAGCUGAAGGUGUAAGUAUGGAAGAAAUAAUUGAAGAAAAUAUAAAUAAAGAUUCAAGAUUAGUUCAAUCAAAAACUUCAAGUAAUAUUUAUAAAUCUGAUGUUUGGGAUUAUGUUAAUGAAGAAACUCGUAAAUGUUCUAGAUGUCCAAAAAUAUUUGCACCAACUACAGCUACUACUUCUAUUCGUAGUCAUUUAAAACAACAUAACAUAUCAUUUGAUAAAUCAAAGCAAACUACUUUGGAUAUUAUAAUUAAAAAGCAUUCACCAAAGAUUCAAGCUGAGAAAACCCAGGCUAUAAUUGAGUGGAUUGUAUUAGAACUUAAAUCAUUUAAUAUUGUAGAAAAAAGUGCUUUUUUUAAUAUGAUUAAUAAAUUAGAUCCAUCAUAUGAAAUUCCUACUAGAAAUACUAUUAAAAAUUCAAUUAUUACACAAUUUAAUCAGCAAAGAAAUUUAGUAAAAAAUUAUUUAGCUAAAAUUUCAAAUAAUAUUGCUUUAACAGUUGAUAUUUGGACAUCUAUUAAAAUGGAAAGCUUUUUAGGAAUUACAGUUCAUUUUAUUGAUGAUAAUUGGAUUUUGCAACAUUUUGUUUUGGAUAUAUUUAGAUUUAAAGAAUCACAUACAGGAGAAUUAAUUGCUAAUAAAAUUUAUGAAAUAGUUAAAGAAUUUGGAUUAGAAUCUAAAAUAAUUUCAUUAACUACUGAUAAUGGAUCUAACAUGAUUUCUGGAGCAGGAUAUUUACAGGAUAAAUUAAAUUUAGAUGAAUUUGCUCAUUACAGAUGUAUAGCACAUAUACUUAAUUUAAUAGUUUCAGCAGGAUUAAAGGUUUUAGAAAGUUCUAUUAAAAAUUUAAGAAAAUUAAUUAAAACAAUUCGUAAAUCAACAAAAUUUCUUGAAGAUUUAAAAAAUAUUGUAGCUUUAGAUAAAAAAACCUUUUUAGCACCAAUUUUAGAUUGCAAAACUAGAUGGAAUUCAACAUAUCAAAUGAUUAGUAGAGCAUGUAAUCUUAAAGAAUAUAUUGAAAUGUUAUUAGUAAAACAUCCAAGUUUAAAAAAUUAUUGGCCAAAUGAAGAAGAUUGGAAUAUAUUUAAACAGUUAAUUCAAUUAUUAGCACAAUUUAAUGAUGCUACUAUUGAACUUUCUUCACAGAAAUAUCCUACAAUAGCAUAUGCACAAAUAAUUUUAUUAUCAAUUAGAAAUGAAUUAGAAUCUAAUCAAAAUAAUGAAUACCCUUUAACAAUAGUUAUUGAAGAAAUGUUAUCUAAAUUUAUUGAAUAUUAUAAUACAAUAGUAGGAUCUUUUCAUAUUGCAGCUUUUUUAGAUCCUAGAUAUAAAAAAUACUGUUUUCCAAAUAUGGAUAAUAAUGAAAUUUUAGGUCCAAUUAGAGAAAAAUUAGAACAACAACCAUCUUUACCAGCACAACCAUCUAAAAAAUCUUCAAGUUUUUAUCAAAAAUUAAAAAGUACAUCUCAAAAUCUACAAUUAACAGAUGAUGAA
Molecule: messenger RNA, 1647 nt
Organism: Dentiscutata erythropus
Lineage: Eukaryota; Fungi; Glomeromycota; Glomeromycetes; Diversisporales; Gigasporaceae
Source: the annotation of a GenBank genome assembly